AUGGCCUCACCUCCGCAGCCCCCCUCCCCCACUGGUAAAUCCGUCGCCGCCUCCGACCCCCUCCCUACCGGCGCCGCUGCCACCUCCGGCCCCCUCCAUGUAGCCGCCUCCGACCCCCUCCCUACCGGCGCCGCCGCCACCUCCGGCCCCCUACCUGUUCCAGCCUCCGACCCCCUCUCUGAAGGAAGUGGGAACCAGCUGGCCUCCGGUCACGGCAGCAAUCAAGGCCCCCUGUCCGGUGAGGGUAGCAAUGAACGGCAGCUGUCCGAUCAAGGCAGCCAAGUUGUCGCUGGCGAAGGUCAGGCCAGCAACGAGGAAGUGGCAGCAGAGGAGUUGAGCUCGUGGAUUCCAUCUCACAAUUCUCCACCUGAAGCCACAGCUCCUUCACUGCACAAACUGACCAAAUCCUUGCAAUACUAA
This is a messenger RNA of Salvia splendens (bonfire salvia), 420 nucleotides long. RefSeq names its product CCR4-NOT transcription complex subunit 3-like. The transcript is spliced from 2 exons. The record is from RefSeq and is a predicted model, not a curated record. The coding region runs from base 1 to 420 and encodes 139 amino acids. NCBI's taxonomy places the organism in Eukaryota, Viridiplantae, Streptophyta, Magnoliopsida, Lamiales, Lamiaceae.